This is a messenger RNA of Condylura cristata (star-nosed mole), 3967 nucleotides long. It is a transcript of the gene ZNF212, whose product is annotated as zinc finger protein 212. The coding region runs from base 1 to 2883 and encodes 960 amino acids. NCBI's taxonomy places the organism in Eukaryota, Metazoa, Chordata, Mammalia, Eulipotyphla, Talpidae. The transcript has 13 exons. Gene Ontology annotation, biological process: regulation of DNA-templated transcription. The record is from RefSeq and is a predicted model, not a curated record.
AUGGCCCAGCUGGCCUCCAUGAGCCUCCGGCUGGUGCAGGCUCAAGAAUGGGACAUGGAUGCCCGGCGACCGAUGCCUUUCCAGUUCCCGCCCUUCCCAGAUAGGGCCCCCGUCUUCCCCGACCGCAUGAUGAGAGAGCCCCAGCUGCCCACGGCCGAGAUCUCCCUCUGGACCGUGGUGGCCGCUAUUCAGGCCGUGGAGAGGAAGGUGGACGCCCAGGCCAGCCAGCUGCUAAAUCUGGAGGGGCGGACGGGCACGGCCGAGAAGAAGCUGGCCGACUGCGAGAAGACGGCCGUGGAGUUCGGGAACCACAUGGAGAGCAAGUGGGCCGUGCUGGGGACGCUGCUGCAGGAGUACGGGCUGCUGCAGCGCCGGCUGGAGAACAUGGAGAACCUGCUGAGGAACAGGAACUUCUGGGUGCUGCGGCUGCCCCCCGGCAGCAAGGGGGAGGUCCCCAAGGUCCCCGUGACGUUUGUCGACAUCGCCGUCUACUUCUCCGAGGACGAGUGGAAGAACCUGGACGAGUGGCAGAAGGAGCUGUACAGCAACCUGGUGAAGGAGAACUACAAGACGCUCGUGUCGCUGGAUGGGGACGGCCCGGUGCCCAAGCCAGAUGCCCCCGCCCAGGUGGAGCCCAGAGAGGAGCCGUGUGUGUGGGAGCAGCGUGAGCCCGAAGGGAGAGAGAUCCUGAUGGACCCAGACACAGGAGCCGAGCCCCUGGUGCCUGCGCAGGAGACGCCCUCCCAGGUGAAGCGCGAGGACGCCCUGUGCGCCCGGGGCCAGCGGGGCCUGGAGGAGAGGGCCAUCCCCACCGAGUCCAUCAGCGACUCGCCAGCCUCGGCCCAGGACCUCUUGUCCCGGAUCAAACAGGAGGAGCCCCCGUGUGUGUGGGAUCAGCAGGACCUGGCGGAGAGGGAUAUUCCCACGGACCCCAAUUCAGAGUCUCUGAUCUCGGCGCACGACAUCUUGUCCUGGAUCAAGCAGGAGGAGCAGCCGUACCCGUGGGGCCCCCGGGACUCGAUGGAGGGAGAGCUCGGCUUGGACUCCGGCCCCAGUGAGUCGCGCCGGUGGGACCCGGGUGCUGCGCCGGGAGCCCCAGGGCUGAGGCCCGAGAUGAGGGGCGUUGCGGCCCCACUCGCCCUCGGUGGGGUGAUGCCCUGUCCAGGCAGCCUUUCUCGGCCUUCCCAAAGCCCUGUUCCCUCUCCUCUGGGGCGGUGGCCAGUGUGUUCGUGUCCUCUGGCCGGCCCACCGACCACCACGCCCCGUGGCUGCACACACAGGCAGGCGGGGCUGUGCGCCCCCGGUCAGCAGGAGCGUGUGGCCUGGCUGGACCGUCCCAGCCGCUGUGGGAACGGGCCUGGGAACGGUGCGGAAGCUGCAGGGCCAGAGGGGCCUCUCCUCCGCGGCCUGCCCUGCCACAGGAGGAAGCGCCGUGCGCCCCCCCUGGCUCCUUCCACGCUGCCCUCACACGCUACAGAGAAAAGCUCCUAUUUCCAGACCACAGAGAUCUCCCUCUGGACCGUGGUGGCUGCCGUUCAGGCCGUGGAGAAGAAGAUGGAGGCCCAGGCCGCGCGGCUGCAGAGCCUGGAGGGGCGGACGGGCACGGCCGAGAAGAAGCUGGCCGACUGCGAGAAGACGGCCGCGGAGUUCGGGAACCAGCUGGAGGGCAAGUGGGCCGUGCUGGGGACGCUGCUGCAGGAGUACGGGCUGCUGCAGCGCCGGCUGGAGAACAUGGAGAACCUGCUGAGGAACAGGAACUUCUGGGUGCUGCGGCUGCCGCCUGGCAACAAAGAAGAGACCCCCAAGGUGUCCAGGUCCCUGGAACACGAUGGAGUCUGUUUUUCAGAGCGGGAGUGGGAAAAUCUGGAGGACUGGCAGAAGGAGCUGUACAGGAAUGUGAUGGAGAGCAACUAUGAGACGCUGGUGUCUCUGAAGGUCCUUGGCCAGCCAGAAGGAGAAGCGGAGUUGGGGACAGAGGUGCUGGGUGAUUUGGAGGAGGAAGGUGCUAGUGAUGUCCACUCAGAAGGGGUCAUGACCAAACAGGAGCUGCAGUUCGCGCAGGGUGGCUCCGCAGGCCCCCCCGGAGAGUCUUGGGGCGCAGCCGAGGAGCAGGCUUUCCCGAGCCCGGAGCAGGCUGGGCUCUGGGGCGGGCAGGGCGGCUCCUUCCUCUUGGAAUCAGACCCCAGGGACUCGGGUCCAGAGGAGCCCGCCGAGGGCAGUGGGGACCCGCGAGGCAGUGGAGCCCCGGGCAGCCCGCCGGAGCAGACAGCUCCCCGGCAGGCCCAGCUGGCUCGGGAGUGUGGGCCGGGCCUGACUCUGCAGAGGGGCGCGCCCAGCCCCCACGAGUGCGCGCAGUGCGAGAUCAGCUUCCGCUCCGAGCAGCUGCUGGCCGCACACCUGCGGACCCACUCGGCGUGGGAGUCUUGCCCCGCCGCUGAGCCCGAGGGGAGCCUGAGACCCAGGCCCCGGCUGCAGCCGCAGCCCAGGAAGGCAAAGCUGCACCAGUGCGGCGUGUGCCAGCGGAGCUUUGGCUGCAGGCUGAGCCUGGUCGCCCACCAGCGCUGCCACCUGCAGGGGGCGCCGAGUGCCGGCCCCCGGGGCCAGGAGCGCUUCUCGCCCAACAGCCUGGUAGCGCUGCCCGGCCACAUCCCAUGGAGGAAGAGCCGCGGCUCCCUCAUCUGCGGCUACUGCGGCAAGAGCUUCAGCCACCCGUCCGACCUCGUGCGGCACCAGCGCAUCCACACGGGCGAGCGGCCCUACCGCUGCCCCGAGUGCGAGAAGAGCUUCGUGCAGAAGCAGCACCUGCUGCAGCACCAGAAGAUCCACCAGCGCGAGCGGGGCGGGGCGGCCCCUGGGCCGGGCAGGCCCAACGGCCUGCUUUAGGGACGCCAGCCCCUUGCCCGUUGGGGGGCGGAGGGGGCUGGCGUUGGUCCCCCUGAAGAAACCCAGAGCAGAGUCAGGGACUGACUUCUCCCGAGAAGAGUCAUUUUGCUCGGCCUUGUCUCAGCCGGGCAGCACCAGGCUGAGGCCGAAGGUGGCCUGAGGCCACGGGAGGGUGUGUCCAGGGCCCAACCGCCCAGGCCGUCUGUCCCCUGCUGUCGCUGCACCUUCAGGCCUCGGGCGCCCUGUCUUGCUGGGGCCUCUGGCCGGGCACCCCUCUGACCGCAGGACCGCAGGGCUGCGGCGGGUUCCAGGCUCUUUAUUCGUGCGGGUCUCCGGGGGCUGCGUGGGCCAGGGCGCGAGCCGGGCCUGGGAGGCGCGGCCUCCAUCUCUUCUUUUGUAGUCCUUUGUUAAUAACAAGUAGAAGACGCGAUGUAAGUGAACUGCUUACCUGCUCUGAGGAACCUUUUUGGAAUUAGAUUUUAGUUGAUUAAAAUAUACGUAGUCUGACACUUGUUUUCUGAGCUUCCAGAGUUGCAGAAGUUGUUCCUGACACGAGGACUGGGCUCCCCUCUACGAGGGGUCAUUUACGGGGCUCUUUUAGCCCACCACACUGACAGGCCAGAGACCAGGGACAGCGUGCCGGGCUCCUCCUCUUGGGGGUCCUGGGCGCUUCAGUGGGGCUAACCGAAUCCAAAGGAGCGAGAGGGAGAGUAGGGAGGCCCCAGGGCCUCUGCUGCGGUCGAGGCUGUAAGGGAGCUGAGCAAGGCGCUGCCUCAGGGAGUCGGGUUCCUCCCCGCGGCCCUCUCCUUGCGGCCAGACCCUGCGCGGGCCUCGGGGCUCCCUCGGAAGCUGGUUCACUGUGUGCCGGUGGCGGUCUGAGUCUGCUCCCCACACAGGCUGCCUCCUCGGUGCUGGGGGUGACUUGUCCUCCAUAUUGGUUCUGGGAGCGAGCUGGUGGGGACAGAGUGCACAGCGGCCGUCCCAAGAGUGCUCAAGACCUGCCCUGCCCGUAGGGGCCGGCAGUGGCCCUGGGCAUGUGGGAGUGCCCCUGUGAUGACUUGCCGUUGCCUAAAUAAAACUCACU